CGGAAAGUCUAGCCAUGGAAUUCUCAGUCUAGUCCGUACUCGGAUUUCUCGCCCGCACACAGAUCGCCCCCGGACGAUUGGACAGGAAGAGUCGGCCCCGCCACGCAACGCUCUGGUAAAUCAGCGGCGGGCAUCAACGCUGGCGGCGUAUGAUUCGGUGGCGUGUUGAUGACGAUCUGGAGAUGUGGAUGAUCGAAUCUAUGCCUCCUCGUCUUGUCGCUACGCAAGCAAGAAGGGGAAAGGAUCAAGUAGUCCUGUUUAUGUGAACAAACAAAAGCCCUUAAUCUCUGCUGCGCUGCCCCGUCGUCUGACCUUCGUUGUCCCUCCAUCGCGACCCGUCUCCGGAGUCCCAGCUAUUGCCGCUGGUUUACCUUCGCUCCUCCGUUAGUUAUUGUCGUAGACGAGCAUUUGCCCUAAUUGGAAGUAGGAUCGCGUUUGAUUGAGUUUGAAAGGGAGGAAUAGGUAGUGCUGCAUCUGCAGCAUCUCUUGGCUUCAUUGGAGUUUUUUUGGAUUUAGAAAGCUGCAAUGGCAGGGCCAUCGAAUCAAGAAGCCAUAUCAGUAUAUCUUUAUGUUCCUAAUGUUAUAGGAUAUAUAAGGGUCAUCUUGAAUUGUGUGGCAUUUUUGGUUUGCUAUUCACAUAAAUAUCUCUUUGCCAUUCUUUAUGUUACAAGCUUUGUCUGUGAUGCAUUGGAUGGCUGGUUUGCACGAAGGUUAAAUCAAGUGUCGACUUUUGGAGCUGUUUUCGACAUGGUAACAGACAGGGUUAGCACUGCAUGUUUACUGUCUCUUCUCUCACAACUAUACAGACCAGGCUUAAUUUUCUUGGCAUUGCUCGGAUUGGACAUUGGAAGUCACUGGUUGCAAAUGUACAGUUCAUUCUUAUCCGGCAAAACUAGCCACAAAGAUGUGAAAGACUCAAGCAGUUGGCUUUUCAAGUUGUACUACGGCAAUCGCUUGUUCAUGGGCUUCUGCUGUGUGGGAUCUGAGGUUCUUUACGUUAUCCUCUAUCUUCUUGCCGGUGAGAAAUCUGAAAGCUUGAUCAGUGUAUAUUUGAAUGCUUUACGAAUGAAUACACUCCUCUCUUUGCUGCUGCUUUUAGUUUCGAUUGGAUGGGCCAUUAAGCAAGUUGUGAAUGUCAUUCAGAUGAAGUCGGCUGCUGAUUCUUGUGUGAAUCACGAUACAAAGAGGAAUGUUUGAUCAUGCGUGAUGAAACUUGUCCAUCGUCGAAUGUACUAUGUUUCAACCGAGUGAACCCUAACGGUUUUGUUUAAGAUUUGAGCUCAGCAACUUACCAUUCCCUGGGACUUUAAAACGAGUCAAUUCCAUCGAAUUGCACUUUGUUAUCGUACCUAGCUCCUUAAAGCGCAUUGCAUUUGCAGUUCGGUUGCACUUUUGUCGGUUUUAAGUUUUAGAAAUUUGUCAGGAGCUGCACGCACUUUAUUUGAAUCAUUUGUCUUAACAAA
This is a messenger RNA of Zingiber officinale, 1463 nucleotides long. RefSeq names its product probable CDP-diacylglycerol--inositol 3-phosphatidyltransferase 2. Gene Ontology annotation, cellular component: Golgi apparatus; membrane. The record is from RefSeq and is a predicted model, not a curated record. The transcript has 13 exons. Lineage: Eukaryota; Viridiplantae; Streptophyta; Magnoliopsida; Zingiberales; Zingiberaceae. Gene Ontology annotation, molecular function: CDP-diacylglycerol-inositol 3-phosphatidyltransferase activity. Bases 526 to 1197 code for a protein of 223 amino acids. Gene Ontology annotation, biological process: phosphatidylinositol biosynthetic process.